UGAUUAGCUGAUCCAUCAGCAUGUUUAUUCUGAUUGGGUAAUUUUUUACUGUCAGUAUACUGUCAGCAACUCCCGAAAACACCCAUUGUAAAUUAACCAUAUAGUGAAUUGUUUUUCUGUUGCACUGCUCAGUACUAAUAUAUAUUUCUAUAGAUAUUUCCAGAAAAUUAUUAUUUUAGACCAUGUUUUGAUCUUGAUUUUUUAUCCUACUUUUAAAUAUAGUGAAAAUUUUAAAUGUAAACAAACUUUUUUACACUAUACAUAUAUAUAUAUAUAUAUAUAUAGAUAUAUAUUUAUAUAAUUAAUUACUUCACGACAAUACAUUAGGUAAAUAAACAUUUAAAUUUCUUCAAGUGCUACAAGAAUUUAAGUUUAUGGAAUGUUUAUGACGGUUGAUUUAAUAUGGUACUACUACGUAGUUUAUUUCUCCAAAUAAAAUUAAUUUAUCUUCUACUUUUAAUAACUCAUUCGGAAUCAUUUGCACGGCAAACAGAAUGUUCAAUUGAAGGAAAAUACAAAUUUUGUUCUUUGGAGCAGGAAGAGAUUUGUCAUCCUCUUAAUAAAUCUACUGGUAUGAAAAUAGAUACUUUUGACGGUUCAGCUUAUAUUAUUAGACCUUAUACGAUGAAAAUCUCCCACAGUGGUAAACAAUGUAAAUUUACAAUUAAAACAAAACACAAAGACAUGGGAUUAUUUGCUGUAAUUCAAGAAAUAAAUUUUCGAACUACUAAAGACGGAGAUUGUAAAGAUUAUGUAAAGUUUAAGAGUAAAGACAUAGAUAAAUGGUCACAAAAAUGGUGUGGCACAAUGAAUCGUCAAAAAAGUGAAUCAGAAAUAUCAAAUCAAUAUUAUUCAGAAUUUGACCCUCAAGGAAAGCUAGAAACUUAUAUUUUUAUUUCUGAUGAGCCAAUAAUAAAUGAAGAUCUCAAGUUGUCCAUCGUCUACACUCCGAAUAUCAAAUGUUCGAAAGUGGAUCGAAAAAACUUCCGUCAAGUGACACACGAAAUUUGCAUUUGGAAGGAUUAUAUUUGUGAUGGAUAUCAAAAUUGUGCCAUAGAUGGCUGUGAUGACGAGAAGGAAUGUGUUCGAAGUAUAGAAAAUGAUGGCACAGGAACGAAAGUUACCGUUGGUGCCGUAACAACAAUAUUUCUAUGCUUUAUUCUCUUUGUUACAUGCCUUUGGAUAUGUAAGAAGCACAAAAAGUUAUGUUGGUCUUCAGAUUGCGCUGGACCAAAUGUGAACACACCUAAUUCAACUGUAGAUAAUGAUAGAAUACCUCCUGCACCAACAGCUCCUAUGCUACAAUCAUCAGUGUCUUCUGGAGUCCAAGAUAAAGAUUUGCCGCCAAGUUAUGAUUCACUUUUUCCACAACAGUCUAAUACUGCGAUUUUGUAAUUAAACUCAACAAUUCUGUCGGAAUAUCCUUCGAAACUAAUUUAUUACGUUUCCAUACUUUCUGAACACUCUGUAUAUCUCGAUUUUUUAAAUAUUAUUUUUAAAAUAUUCCUUGAAAAAUUUAUUUAUAUCGAUAACACUGCUUAUACGAAUUCAAAAAUACUACGUAAUCUUUUUACGCAUAUUUUAAUUCGCUUUUUUCUGUUUUCGUAAGUAAUCUUCCAGAAGAUUAAACGCUGUAUAAUUAUAAUCAGACUUCUUAAAUUGAGAAGUUAUCUUCUCAAGGCCGAAACUUAAUUUCUAUUUUGUAAUUUAUUAUUAAUAGACAAACUUUUAGAAUUAAGAAUGUAUGGUUGUGGUCGAAAAUUAAGUGAAUGGAUGUGCGUAGUAUUAGAGUAUUUUUGUACAUAUACAAUUAUUUUUUUCAAAGCAGCCUUUUUGUAUCAAACAUACAACUUAAGUAACUUAUUAGAUUUUGUAAAAGAAGAAAUAAAGGGCAAGAUAAAUUAA
Molecule: messenger RNA, 1905 nt
Organism: Leptopilina boulardi
Lineage: Eukaryota; Metazoa; Arthropoda; Insecta; Hymenoptera; Figitidae
Exons: 4
Coding region: 403-1395 (330 amino acids)
Source: RefSeq, a predicted model, not a curated record